UAGCGACUGAGAGACGAGCGUUGACAGUGCUGGACCGGCUGGCUCGGGUCGCGGCCGCGGCGUUACAUCGUUUUCCAAUCUGUCCGCAAACGCCGCCACCCGAGACAGAGCCAGGAUGUUCGGGAUGCUGAGCAGCAGCUUUGAGGAUGAUCCCUUCUUCUCCGAUUCUUAUAUGGCACACCGAGAAAGUAUGCGACAGAUGAUGAGAAAUUUUUCUGAACCUUUUGGAAGAGACCUGUUCAGCAUCUCUGAUGGCAGAGGAAGAGCUCAUAACCAUACGGGACAUGAGGAUGGAGAAAAUUCCUUGACUGAUAUCCAGAAGGAAGAAGGAAAAAUUGGAAGACUAGUCUAUGCUAGAGCUGUCCCACAGCCAAGGAUACACCACUCACGUACAGAUGUCAACCCUUUUCAGGCAAUGGACCGAAUGAUGUUAAAUAUGCGAAACAGUAUGCAGGAAUUACAAAGAAACUUUGGUCACCUUUCAACGGAUCCAAAUGGACAUUCAUUUAGUUCUUCCUCAGUUAUGACUUAUUCCAAAGUAGGAGAUGAACCACCAAAGGUUUUCCAGGCCUCAACUCAAACCCGCAGGGCUCCAGGAGGAGUAAAGGAAACUAGGAGAGCACUGAGAGAUUCUGAGAGUGGACUAGAAAAAAUGGCUGUUGGUCAUCACCUCCGUGACCGAGCUCAUGUCAUUAAAAAGUCAAAGAACAAGAAGACUGGAGAUGAAGAGGUCAAUCAAGAGUUCAUCAAUAUGAAUGAAAGUGAUGCUCAUGCUUUUGAUGAUGAGUGGCAAAAUGAGGUUCUAAAGUACCAACCAAGGGGACAAUGGCACAAUCUAGAAAACUCUAGGAUGAGAAGCAUUGGCCAUGAGAAUUCAGGAUCCCGAGAACUUAAAAGAAGGGAGAAACUGCAUCAAAGUCCAGCCAUUGAACGUGGAAGAAGAUCAAAUGUUUUUGUGGACAAACUCAACAUCAAAGGAUCACCUGUGAAAAUCAACAAAAAAUAAAUAGCAUUGCAUUUGAUUUGUUUAGUUUUGGUUGUUUGAACGGAGAAAGUAAUGGUGCUGAGUAAUACACCUAAGACCAAUCGCUUGUUAUUAAAUCAAUACUGUGUUCUUAGCAAUUUUCUUCUGAAUGUUCUUGGAAGUGCUAGCUUUAUAUUGUCCCUACUUUAGGAAUAAAACUUUAAUUUUCAAUAGUG
Messenger RNA from Physeter macrocephalus (sperm whale), 1200 nucleotides. RefSeq names its product myeloid leukemia factor 1 (gene MLF1). Gene Ontology annotation, cellular component: nucleus; cytoplasm. The transcript has 8 exons. The record is from RefSeq and is a predicted model, not a curated record. NCBI's taxonomy places the organism in Eukaryota, Metazoa, Chordata, Mammalia, Artiodactyla, Physeteridae. Gene Ontology annotation, biological process: regulation of DNA-templated transcription. Bases 116 to 1006 code for a protein of 296 amino acids.